Molecule: messenger RNA, 1403 nt
Organism: Ilyonectria robusta
Lineage: Eukaryota; Fungi; Ascomycota; Sordariomycetes; Hypocreales; Nectriaceae
Exons: 1
Coding region: 326-928 (200 amino acids)
Molecular function (GO): protein binding
Source: RefSeq, a predicted model, not a curated record
GCUGGUUCAUUUUGGUGAGGUUCAGGUUCAGCGUCCGUCGUUUUAAUGCCUAGAAACAAUAUGCAAGCGCAAGUGGGCAAACGGACAGUGCGUCGGUGCUCGUCGAACCAUCGAGUUCCACGUGGCAGGCUGCGAACUUGGCAUGGCGCAGCUGUUACGUGGACUGUUAGCUUAUAAUGUGGAGGGCGGCCCACUAAAGCGCUCCUCUCUUCAGCCUCUCUUUCCAGAACACUUCCCCCCCCCCCUUCACAAUUCUUACAAUUAGAAACAGGUCGACAUACGGCUCUGAACAAUCCACGACACUAUACGACAGCAAAACACCAUCAUGCCCGAGCUAUCUAGGGACAAAAUCGUGGCCGUCAGCGACAUUCGUGCGGAUGGCACAACGUUGUCGGUACUAGAAACGCACACAGGCGAUCUAGCCAGUAUUUCGCCAGAAGAGCUGACAUUUAUUUUGGACUGCCUGCUAUAUAAUCUGCAUCAGCGAUGGUGCUGGCAGUUUCACAUCGCGAAGAAUGGACAUAUGGACAAAUUUGUUACGAUGUGCAAAAAGGUCAUAGACUGCGGAGCUAUCCUUGACCGGAACGACGUCGUCUACGACGGCAAGGUACUGGCACCUUGUUCACAUGUUUGGGCGAGCAAUGAACAGCGACUCAUCGAUUUGUUCUUGAGUGCUGGGGCUUCUAUUGAUACCGACCGAUUUGGACGGACGCCUCUGCACCUUUUAGCAUUGGCGUUUCAAGCAGAAGACUUCGACAACGGGGCAAUACAAUCACUUCUUGAUGCAGGAGUGGACAUGAAUGCGACAGACAAGGAAGGUCGGACUAUGUUCGACAUUGCCGUUCAGCCAGAUAUGCGGACCAAGGGGUCUAAAGAGACGAUUCAAAGGUUACAAGCUCUAGGUGCAAGAGCCAGCAAGGCGCAUUAGGGUUGUCUCUCAUGUACUUUCAUCUCCAAUUUGAGGGAUAAUAUGGAAGGUGUGCCCUCCAGGGCCAAGGCACGAUAAGAUAUGUCCGUGGUAGUGUAUGAUGGGUCGGUCGCAUAAGAUACACUUCCUCAGUUUGUGUACGGCAGAGGAUGAGUAUCUGCGCGGCUCGAGAAUAUCUCCGACUUGCUUUGUAGUCAUGACUAGCCGUGAUGAUGUGUUCACGGACCGGAACUCUCACAGUUUCACGGGCCAGCAAUGUUGCCGAAGUACCCCGGGUGCUGCAGUUGCCGUAGCUGAUGGAAGUAGGUCCGAAGGGUCCUGGCAAUGGCGGUUUUGCGAGCCUGGUCCAGGCUGCCCCUCAAGUUUAGAACACACGUGGUCCAAAACCACAAAUGCAUGCCUUCGUCAGCGGGGUGAGCCUGGUCCGUGACUAUAGGGUAACUGGGAAGGGACGCUAAUGAUUGGGCGACACAUU